This is a messenger RNA of Monoraphidium neglectum, 209 nucleotides long. RefSeq lists its product as hypothetical. Lineage: Eukaryota; Viridiplantae; Chlorophyta; Chlorophyceae; Sphaeropleales; Selenastraceae. The record is from RefSeq and is a predicted model, not a curated record. The transcript has a single exon. The annotation marks the transcript as partial.
GUGCACUGCAGUGGUCGUUUGGUCGCCAUGUGGUGCAGCCGGCGCCUCCCACUGAUUCUGGCGGCCUUGGAAACAGCCAGGCCAGAGCCAGGGUUCCGAGCCAUGGCCCUUUGGUGCUGCCGCCGCUUGACCGCACCAACGUGCUGCCGCCGGUCGAGCAGGCCAAGGAGGCGUUUGUCCGUCAGCAUCCUGAGUACGGCUACAGGUGA